CAAAAAAACCAAAGACCAAUAUCAAUAAACGAGAAACACAAAAAAGUAAAAGCAGCAAAAAUCAGAGAAAAAAUAUUUGAAAAGGCACCAAGCAAAUCAAGCCGAAUAUAAAAGGAAAUUGUAAUUUUUUGCCACUUCAAUCUUUUUUUUUUUGCCCAUUCACGUGAUAAGAAAAUGGUAAAAGACCUCAGAUAGACAUAUAGAUUGUAUGCACAAUUUUCAAGAGGUGGGGACAUAUAUUUCCCGAUUUCGAUUUCGAUUUAAUGUGAGUGCCGGGCGGGCAAAUACAAAUAAACAAACAAAUCAAGCACAAUAGAGUUCUCUUACAUUCCGUUCCGAUUCACACUCCACCAUUCCGGCGCGUUUGAUUCUACGGAAAAUGCAACACAAAUAUUAGCAAUGCCAUAAAACAAUAAACCCGAACGUAUUAAUUGCAAUCUUGUGAUAGUGAAAAUAUGGAAACGAAAAGCCAAGCGAAACGGGAAUAACAAACAAAAAGGAGAGUUUACAACGAAAAGUUGCAGAGAAACGAGCUACGGCAAAUAUCAACAGCUGGAAAAAGCAAAUCAUAAGUAAACACUGAGGACAGGACCAGACAACCGCACAGGACGAGGGAUAAACGUGGUAGUUGCCAUGAGAGCAGCCUCGGGUGUUGACCAGGAGUGAAAGGAUCUGGGAAAAGUGGACCGCAGCCACAGCAGCAGCAACAGCAGCAAUAGCAGCAGCAGCAAUAGCAACAGCGCAACAGCUGCUGCAGCAAUCCAAACAGCUGCUACAUCCAAGAGCAACGAGCAACGAGGAGCAUCGAGCAACUGGGAACAACGAGGGCAACAAUAAGAGCCGCCAGAGACAACACCCGCAAUCAAAUCAAAUUCAAAGAUGCAAAUUGCAAUUUGCAUACGAAUGCAUGCGCACCAGACGAGCAACAUCACCACAAACUGCAGCACAAAUAACAAAAGCCUCGCAAAUUGUUGUCAAAUGCUAUAAAAUUGAACGGAAUAACUCUGGAGCACACUUGCGAAACAUAUCAUUGAGCGGGCAGGGUAGGGUUCAAGUCAACAAAUCAACAUGAUCAAGGGCAUUCUGAUACAGCGCAAGAGCCAGGAGGAUGCCAGCUACACCAAGCAGCUCAAGAUGGAGCACGCCGAUCUGGUGGCCGAGAUGCAGACCGUGGAGAGCCUGCCCACCCACGAGCGGCUCCAGCUAGCCAGACUACGUCGUGCGCAGCAGCUGAAGCUGUCCCGCCAGAAGGACAAGGAGUGGGCCAAGUUGCAGCGGGCGAAGGGCAACACUUCCAGCGGCGGCAGCGGAACCGGUUCGCUGGGCAAUGGGCUGAUGAACGGCAACGGAGAUACCACGCACCACUUCCGGCACGCCAAUGGAUCUGGCACGUUGAGCGGCAGGCGGCACAUAUCCUUCGAGAACAGCGUGGUCCUCCUGGAAGCCGCAUCCCGGAACGACAUGCCCGAGGUGGCCGCCCUGCUGCAGCACGGAAUCACGCCGGAUGCCGCAAACGAGGACGGACUGACGGCGAUGCAUCAGGCGUGCAUCGAUAACAACGUCGAGAUGCUGCAGCUGCUGCUGGAGUACGGUGCGAAUGUGGAUGCGCAGGACAGUGAUAAGUGGACGCCCCUUCAUGCGGCUGCCACCUGCGGCCACCUCGAGCUCGUACGCAUCCUCAUCCGGCACGGCGCCAAUCUGCUGGCGGUCAACACCGACGGCAACAUGCCCUACGACCUGUGCGACGACGAGAACACCUUGGACUUCAUCGAGGGCGAGAUGGCUCAACGGGGUGUGACCCAGGAGCUCAUCGACGAGACGCGCUCCUCCACGGAGCGGAUUAUGCUGCGCGAUCUAAUGGAGUUGGCCCGCACAGGAGGGGAUUUGGAGGAGCCGGACUAUCAGUGUGCAACGCCGCUUCACAUAGCUGCUGCGAAUGGAUACGUCCGCGUUGUGGAGUUUUUGUUGGAGCAGCAUGUCAACGUAGAUGCCAUGGACAAGGAUCUGUGGACUCCGGUGCAUGCCGCCGCUUGUUGGGGUCAUCUUGAGGUGCUGGAGAUGCUGGCCCAGUGUGGUGCUGAUCUGAAUGUUCGCAACAAGGACGACGAGACUCCUUCAGACAUCUGUGAAGAUCCCGAGAUCAGGGAGCGAAUCGAGCAGCUGAAGACGGAACAGGAGAGCAAACGACUGGCCGAGGCGCAGCGACGACGCGUUCGACGCUCACAGAGCAACAACACAAGAGCCCAAUCAGUGCGACGCACUAGUUUGCGAGACAAAACGCUGACAACCAAAAAGGAUGCCGUCGAGGAGACGCGGCUGCGUCUGCAGGCGCAGGAGGCGACGGACUCGGAGGCUCCCUCAUCGGGAGGCGAUCCGCUGACCAAUGGCUAUGGUUACGGAAACAACAACGGAGAGAAGCGUCCCUCGACGGGCAGUUCGAAUGGCCAACCACUGCCGCACUCCAAGUCCGCCGAUGCGCUGGAUAAUGCCAACGCCGCAUUGUCGGCCAAUGCCACACAUUCCUAUCCGUCGCGCCGGCCACCGGAUGGCCGGGAAAACGAUGAACUGCUCCGCCUGAAAGCCGCAGGUGCCGCGGGGGAGAUGCAGCGAGCCACCUCGGCGGCGGCCGUCAUCCUCACCGAGAAGGGUACGGCGGCCAGUGCCGAGGCCGUUCAGAUCCAGUCGUCGAAGGAGGCUGCCAACGGCAAGAUCAAUGUCCAGGUCACCGUCCUCGUGGACACAAAUAGCACGCACCACCAUCAGCAACAUCAACAGCAGCAGCAGCAGCAACACCACCACCAGCAACACGUACUGCUGUUGCAGCAACACCAGCAGCUUCAGCAGCAACAGCAACAGCAGCAGCAGCAGCAGCAUGUUGCCUUGGAUGGCUACAGUGCCACAUUGGCCAACUUGAAGAAGCAACGCUCGCUUUCACGCACCGCCAAUGUCCUCAAUACUUUCGAAUUGUCAUCCCAAUCAGCUAGCAAUGCCCAUCCAAUUGCCGCAGCUAGUGCCACAACAACUAAUGGUUCUGUUUUAGGAGCCGGCGGCAGCAGCAGCAACAACAACAACAACCUGAGCACCAGCAACAACAACAACAACGGAUCCGCACCGAUCUCGACGCAGCCAACAUUGGGUCACAUGGGCGCGGGAAGCGUGCUAUCCGACUUCGAGGGCUCCUCACCGGCGGGCAGUUCGCUGAACAAGUUCAGCGGCAUCACUGGCGACGUGGUCACCGAUAGCACCAGUUCCAGUCGCAGGUGUUGCGUCCUGAUGUAGAAGCUAGAGCAGCUAACUUGGCUAACUACUAGAGUCACAGGGUAUUAGAGCAGCCAGAAUUGUCAGAGGGAUGAUAGGCCAUUUGUUAAAUGGCAAGAAAAAAGUGUCUUUUUAUUAGAUUAGCCGUAUUCAGUGAGUGAAUUGUUGAAUGUUGAUUACACAAAUGCAUGUUGGUUUUGAGAACGGGGUUCGAUUCUGUGAGCUCCUAGAAAACGGCUGAAAGUCGUUGCAUUUUCCUAGCAGACACAACAACACACUAAAGACACACAACCAAUUAUACGAAACAAAUUUAUACAAAUAUACAACCAUAUGUAUACAUUUUAAAGAAUAUUAAAAGAAUUACAUAUAAAAUAAUUGUGAGCAGUUUACCUUAGGCGAUAUAUAACAACUAACUAAAUCAAAAAUGGAAAAACAUCAAAAAAUAUUUAUAUAGCAAUGCUAAGUAAGAACCUAACUUAAUAGAUUUGCUUGGAGUGCAUUAGGAAUAUCUGUUUUUCCGUGUGUGAGUGUUAGAACCGAAACAGGCAAAGUAUUAUGCGACAAGUAAAUAUUUAACUAAAUAUAUAGUAUGAUAGCGAAAUUGUAGUUAAACCGUGACAGCAAAGUAAAGCAAAGCAAUGAAACGAAAUGCAUAGCACUCAAGCAAUUUCCCAUUUAAGUGUCUACAUGUUUGAAUUUGAGGAAUGUUAAUGCCAGGCGGCAUAGAGAUUUAUUUUUUAAUGCAACUACUUUGCUCUGCGUUAUGUAAGUUGAGUUUUGUUGAGAGGUACAAGAAUAUAUGUAUUAUUUAUGUAGCAGCGGUCUUUGUAUAUAAACCUAAACAAUUCCAAAAGAUGCAAAAACAACGCGCAAUUAGCAAAUGAGACUUUUUCGAUGAAUGUCAAGGCAUUAGCUGAACGUUUUGUAAAAUAAACAAAUGAAAUACGAAAAAAUUA
Drosophila simulans is the source of this 4214-nucleotide messenger RNA. RefSeq names its product protein phosphatase 1 regulatory subunit 16A (gene MYPT-75D). Lineage: Eukaryota; Metazoa; Arthropoda; Insecta; Diptera; Drosophilidae. The transcript has 8 exons. Bases 1069 to 3279 code for a protein of 736 amino acids. Gene Ontology annotation, cellular component: cytoplasm. The record is from RefSeq and is a predicted model, not a curated record. Gene Ontology annotation, molecular function: enzyme inhibitor activity; phosphatase regulator activity; protein binding.